GGAAGGAGUUUCCUCUACGGGCGGAAGGAGGGAGAGGUCGUGCUGGGCUCCGCGGCGUCUCCUCAUGGCUCGCGUGCCGCGCACGCUGCUGAUCUUCGGCGGCUUCGUGGCCGUGCUGGGGGCGGCCUUCUACCCCAUCUACUUUCGGCCCCUGAUGCACCUCGAGGAGUACAGUAAGUCGAGCGGGGAGCGCGUUCUGCGCACGCGCGGCCUUCUGCCGCUUGGCCGCAGCCCCGCCCCUGUUCGAAUCUCGAAGGAAUAGCAAGCGACCGUUGGCUGCGCGCGCAGCUUUUCCUCAGAGCGGCCUUUUCCUGCAUCCCCCUCUCGCUCUCCGCUUUACCUGACGCGGGAGCGGAGCUGCACGUGUGAACCCGACAUCGAGGGUCUUGUCACGGACCCGGGUGCAAGGGAGAGUUAGAUGACGAGCCGCUUUGGGCGAUGUGAAGGGAACUUCGGAACUCCCUGCCUCUUGAGAAAUCAGGCAGGCGCCUUCGCUGUUUUUUUUUUUUUUUAAAGGCGCCUGCUGACAAGAAUUCUUAUUAUAGAAAAGCCUAGCCAGGUGCUCAGAAAGCUGAGGGGAUGUUUGAUCCUUAAAAAAAAAAAAAGCAUUUCUGCUUUUGUAGGUUUUUAAAGUAGGGUUGUAGAUUUCCCCCCUCAGUAAAUAAUAAUAAUAAUAAUAAAGUAGGGUUGUAGAUUUUCCUCCUCAAUAUAAUAAUAAUAAUAUUAAAAAGUAGGGUUGUAAUAAUAACAACAUCAAUAAUAAUAAUUGCUAUUAUUAUUAUUAUUUCAGUGAAUCUACUCCGCCUACGAUUUGAUCCUUAAAAAACCCCAAAAAACGUAUUUAUCCUUUUGUAGGUUUUUUAAUUAGGGUUGUAUAUUCCCCCCAGUAAACAACAACAACAACAACAAUAAUAAUAAUAAUAAAUUAGGGUUGUAGAUUUUCCCCUCAAAGUAAUAAUAAUAAUAAUAAUAAUAAUAAUAAUAAUAAAAAGUAGGAUUGUAGAUUUCCCCCAUCAAUAUAUAAUAAUAAUAAAGUAUGGUUGUAAUAACAACAACAAUUGCUAUUAUUAUUAUUUCAGUGAAUCUACUGCGCCUACGAUUUAGUCAAACACAGCUCUCUGACUUUGUUACCUUUUUGUUUCAAUCAAUGGAAAACAUUAUUAUUUCUAUUAUUUCAAUGGAAACACACCCACACCCUGGGUGUUGUAGGGGAUAGAACAUUCCACACAUGGAUUUGUGAUUUUUUGGGGUGGGGUAUUUGGCUACCCUGAGUUACAGUGUAAAUUGGUUUCUUUGGGGGAGGCAAGUGAAAUGGUCCCCAAAACAGCCUAUAAGGCUUUUUCUUCCUUUUAUUUAAAAAAAAAGCCUUAUGCUUCUGAACACAGUGAAUGGGCGUCUCUAGUUCGUACUAUAAUUGCUUGAUCGUAAAAAAACCAAACCCCAGUAUCCUAGAUGAAUUAUGUCAUAAAUCUACUUCUGAGUAAAUUUAUAAUGAAAAGAGCAUCUCCCUGUAUAGGACGUUGGUGGUUCAAGUGUCAUGUUCGCCAUCACCUAGGAUACAACUUCAAAUCUCAGUUUAGUGGACCAAAGAAGCUUUGCCUUUGAGGAAAAAGGAAAGCUCUCUCCGAGGUGCUAAUACCCUAAAGGCUCAUUCACAUAUGAAACUCGUCACUUUAACUGUGUAGUCGUUAAAAAAUAAAUGUGCAUGCAUCUCAAGGGAGAAUUGUGGUCACCCCCUUUCCAGCAUGUGCAAAUGUAGUGCAAUGCUUGUGCAUUCCUUGUGCAUGAAAGUGGGCGUGUUCCUCCCAAUAAUUGAUGGGGAUGUGGGAGCAAUCCAAAUUAAUGUUGAAACAAUUUUUUUAAAAAAAUUCCUUCCAGUAGCACCUUAGAGACCAACUAAGUUCGUUAUUGGUAUGAGCUUUUGUGUGCAUGCACACGAAAGCUCAUACCAAUAACAAACUUAGUUGGUGUCUACGGUGCUACUGGAAGGAUUUUUUAAAAAAAAAUAAAUUUCAACUACGGCAGACCAACACGGCUACCUACCUGUAACUCAAAUUAAUAUUGUUAUUCCUUUUGAAGGAGAGGGACAUUCGUCUCCCUGGCUGGCAUGCAGGCACAUUGCACACAGUAUUUCCUUGGGGUGAUGUUCUACUAGGACCGUUUUGGUUUGUGCAGCUGGGACUGUUGCAUUCAGGACCUGAUUCCCAUAUAUGAAAUACACAAACAGGAGCAGAAGCAUUUAUGACUGGUACCCAUACUCAUCAUACCAUGCUCUCUAUAUAUGAGUAGGGAGAAGGUAUUUCAAUCCUUCGACAUCACAAACCCAAUCAUAGCUGUCAACUCUUCCCUUUUCUUCAACUUUUCCCUUUCCUAUUCGGAAUACGGGAAUUUCCCUUUAAAAAAGGGAAAUGUUGACAGCUAGGAACCAAAUAUGCUUUGUGUGUUUCUGUUCUCUAAUUCUAAUCCAAGAUGAUUAAAAUGUGUAGUUCAGCUUUGGAAGUAAUUUUAUUAAAAAUAAAAUGGGCAAAUUGCACAGACAGUGCUUUCUAUUAUAAAACCAGCAGAGGGAGCAUUGACUAAUGCAGUCUGAAUCCAGAGCCUCAGUAUACUUACACUGUAGAAAUGAAUGGUACAUAUAAUGCCUUCUGGACUCUCUCUUCCUUGCUCCCUAAAGAAAGAAGGCAUACAUUGGAAAGAUGGUGAGAAGGAAUAAUAAGUACAGUAAUACGAGGUUGUAUUUCCGACAGUGGUUCAGAACCUUUAGCAUUGCAUCUGACACAAGAAUGUUACACUUCCUACUGUGAAUAUUCCUUUCUGUUACAAACAGAGUCAGAUGAUUAAUUGUUGAAGAUAAGCAAAGCAGUAAUAGUACACAGUUCAGGCUCUUUGGCCCAUUUUUUCCUUUUACUUUGUUAUCUGAUUUAAAAAUAUUUCCCCAGCAUUUUCAUUUACUAUGGUGCUAAUGUUUCCUGCCCACCUUGGUAAAAAUCCAGUAUUUGUUGGUGCUUAAACCAGUAAUUCUCAAGCUGUGUGCUGCAAUAAAUACCUUAAGUCAGGGGUCAGCAACCUUUUUCAGCCGUGGGCCGGUCCACUGUCCCUCAGACCAUGUGGUAGGCCGGACUAUAUUUUGAAAAAAAGAAGAAGAACGAAUUCCUGUGCCCCACAAAUAACCCAGAGAUGCAUUUUAAAUAAAAGGACACAUUCUACUCUAUGUAAAAACACACUGAUUCCCGGACUGUCCGCAGGCCAGAUUGAGAAGGCGAUUGGGCCGCAUCCGGCCCCCGGGCCUUAGGUUGCCUACUCCUGCCUUAAGUAAUGAAAGAUACCUGUGGGACCAAAAUACCUACUUAUAAAGGAGGCUGCAUCCUUGAACAACUUACUGCUCUGCCCUUAUCUCUCUCUCACCAGCUUCAUUGGUUUAAAGUUAUUCUACUGUGUCUGCCUGUGCGAUAGGAUCAUUCCGUUACCCUGAACAUGGAGCAGAAUUACAUGCCUUCAGAGGAGGCACAUCUAAAACUUGUGGGGAGUCUAGACAAUAGACCAGGCUCCCCGCUGUAGAUAGUUGCCCUUCAUCUUGUGCAGGAUGAGGAGGAAGGGGAUGGAAGAGCUGGGUGAGGGCAGUUGUGGGUCAAAAAAGUGCCUCAUAUAUUCUUUUAGAGAUAGCGAUUAGGGUAGAUGGGUAUUUUGAGCAGGCUGGUGUCCAUCAUUUUCUUCCCACAUUAAGGGAUAAAUGUACUUUCUUACCUACUGUAAUGUUUUGUGUUUACCAGAAAAGGAGCAAGCAAUAAAUCGAGCUGGUGUUAUACAAGAAGAUGUUCAGCCUACAGGUAUAGCUCUAAACGCUUAGUUGAGCUGUGUUUAUGUAAAUUAUGUAUAUCUUAAUACUGGAUUCCAAUUCCAAAGAAGUUGAGAUGCAAAGGAGCUAAUUUAGGAAUUCAUUCAAAUGACCUUUAGUACGUUUCUAAAAUGAUUACUUAGACAAGUAAAAGGUGAGCCUGUUUCAUACAAAAAAAGAUGCAACUGGAUAUGAAUGCUUCAGUACAAAGUAUCCAUGUUGUGAUUCAAAUAGAAGAGCAUCUGUAUGUGUUUUUCACUCUGUUCCACCUUUCAGCUACAAGCUGAGGUUAUUGUACAAAGAUUGGACCAUAGCUUUUAAGUAUUUUGGUGAGCAGCAGAGUUAUGGAUAUACACAGAUCCCCUUCAUACAAGGUCCAGAACAUUUUAUUCUGUACUAAUAUAGUCAUAUGCCUGUGCAAGAAAUUCUGUAAGAAAUUCCCUUUGAUCUCAGCAGAACUGUUGAAAAUACUGUUCUAUCUUUCAUAUAAUUCUGGUAAUAGUCACUUUAUCUAUUUGAAUGAGUAAUAUUCCAACUGGUGUUCUCAAUUGCAACAGCUCAGUCAAAAAUAUCCCUUUCUCGAGCAAGAUGCUCAAAAUGUUCAGAUUAUUCAGAUGAGGCAAAUUAUUGUGACUCAUUUCAGUCUGCAUUCAUGCCUGGUUUUGGCACAGAACAAGUUUUGUUUGCCCUGAUGGAUGACUUGCAUUCGGAGAAACAUGGGGUGUGUAACCCUGUUGAUUCUCCUUGAGCUCUCAGUGACUUGAUAACAUCUGUAUACUGUCCUAUGCAUGUGGGACCAAGAAGAUCACAUUCCAUGUUUCAGACUCUCUUCAGACAUGGUCCUUGUCCAGUUGUUCAAAAUACGUAAUGUACUCACAUGUAUAACUUCAUGCAGAGAAGCUAGGUUGUAGAGAAUACAUGCAUUUAUUGACAUUACAACAGCCUUCUAAAAUGCUUUUUUAUCUCUCCUGUUUUAUCCAAAGGAUUAAAAGUAUGGUCUGAUCCAUUUGGAAGAAAGUAAGGACUUCUUAGGAUCUCACCAAUGAAUGUAUUUUCCCUUAUUCCAUCAGUGAUGCUUCUGGUUCUUUGAGUCAACCAAGAUCAUGCAGAAAAAGAACUCCACACAUGGAAUUGUUUUAUAAUAUCACUUUACAUAAAGAGCAGUAGCAGCUGUUGGCUCUCAAGAGAUAAAGCCCACUUUUCCCCCAGUGAUGUAGUAGGAAACGCUGCACUGAAUGUUUUCUAUUAACCAAAUGGAAUAAUUGCCUUUUUCUUCAUUGGAGGAAUGAAGGAGAAUUGCUUUGGUGAAUGUAGUGUAGACAUUACCAGAGUAGAUUAUGGAACUAAUGAGGUGUGAGAGAGUUUUAAAUUAUGUACAUUGAUUGUAACAUUUUGUGUUGAACUAAACUGUAGUACUGCAGUUCAGUUUUCAUGGAUUUUGUUGUUAAGAGAAAAACUCAGUUUCAGAUAACUUAUUAAUGUGUAAACUCGCUGUUCAAAAGUAAAGAUUUGGAUGCGUUGACUUAUUUCUGUAUAUAAAUCUUUUGAAUGAC
Messenger RNA from Podarcis lilfordi (Lilford's wall lizard), 5388 nucleotides. Lineage: Eukaryota; Metazoa; Chordata; Lepidosauria; Squamata; Lacertidae. The record is from the annotation of a GenBank genome assembly.